Messenger RNA from Eurytemora carolleeae, 1215 nucleotides. Its product is annotated as transcription factor Sp5. Lineage: Eukaryota; Metazoa; Arthropoda; Copepoda; Calanoida; Temoridae. The transcript has 2 exons. The record is from RefSeq and is a predicted model, not a curated record. Gene Ontology annotation, biological process: regulation of transcription by RNA polymerase II. Gene Ontology annotation, molecular function: RNA polymerase II cis-regulatory region sequence-specific DNA binding; DNA-binding transcription factor activity, RNA polymerase II-specific. The coding region runs from base 59 to 967 and encodes 302 amino acids.
UUUACACAUGUAUUUAGUCCCAAUCUAUUCUUGACCAGGAGCAGAGCUAAACCUUGCUAUGCAUUACAAUCCACAUCCUUACCAGACGGAGCAUCGUCUUUACUCCUUCUCCAAACUAGAAGAUUGUAAGGAGCGGGUUCCUCUUGAAGAUUUAAACGACAGAAAACCAUGGAGUCAUCACGCCAAUAAACAAUCGUAUCAAACUCCACCUUCAACUCUAUCCGUGACACCUCCCGCAGAGCUGGAGGCGUAUCCGUCCUCGGUUUAUCCUUCCCAACCUCCUCCCCUUUCUCCUCCGACUAGCCCCUCUCCAGAUGGCUCCGGAUAUCCCUCGCCCUACCCACCCUGGUGGAACUACUGGUCCGGAUACCCUCAUCAGUAUCCACCCAACUUCUGGCAACCUGGAGCUAAACCUUCUUCAUAUUCUCCUCCGCCAAUCCCUGCUCCGAUACCAACCGCAGGACAUGAUGCUCAGAUUGCUGCUGCACUGCUUAAACACACCCAGAGCAUGGUUGCGCGACGCUGCAGAAAAUGUAAAUGUCCGAACUGUGAGGACGGGUCGGUUGCAGGACACGGAGAAAAGAAGAGACAGCAUAUCUGUCAUGUUCCAGGGUGCGGGAAGAUCUACGGGAAAACGUCCCACCUGAAAGCGCAUCUGAGAUGGCAUGCCGGAGACAGACCUUUUGUUUGCAGUUGGAUGUUCUGCAACAAAUCGUUUACCAGGUCGGAUGAACUUCAGAGACACCUGAGAACACAUACCGGAGAAAAGAGAUUUGCCUGCAUUGAAUGUGGUAAGCGGUUUACAAGAUCUGAUCAUCUGAAUAAACACUUAAAGACUCAUGAACACAAGAAGCUUGAGUUUAUGAAGCCAAAUCCUGAAGACAAAAUGGAGGCUGCAGACCUAGAGAAUAUUCCUAAUAAUGGAGAAUGGAGACAACCUGUUCAGUUCAAUUCUAGAAUAGUGUAGUUCCAGACAAUUCUCUACAUAAUGAAAGAACAAAGCAAUAGUCAAAAUUUAAACCCGGGGUUAACCCACUCAACAGAUCACUGUGAUACGAUUAAAUAAUAUUUUUAUUUAAUUACCUGAUAUGGCAUUAGAUAUCUUGUAAAUAUAUGUACCAAAGUAAACUAAUUAAAUAAUAUUUUUAUUUAAUUACCUGAUAUGACAUUAGAUAUCUUGUGAAUAUAUGGACCAAAGUAAACUAAUUAAAUUUA